This is a messenger RNA of Trichoderma reesei QM6a, 1495 nucleotides long. RefSeq lists its product as uncharacterized. The transcript is spliced from 3 exons. Gene Ontology annotation, molecular function: structural constituent of ribosome. The record is from RefSeq and is a predicted model, not a curated record. Gene Ontology annotation, cellular component: ribosome; mitochondrial small ribosomal subunit. Lineage: Eukaryota; Fungi; Ascomycota; Sordariomycetes; Hypocreales; Hypocreaceae. The coding region runs from base 9 to 1433 and encodes 474 amino acids. Gene Ontology annotation, biological process: translation.
GAGCCGUCAUGAAUGUCCAGAGCGCUGCUGUGCGGCAUGGCCGCCGCGCACUCUCAUCUCCUCUGCCCAGAGCCGCUCUGCGGCAACUCUCGACCGACCUGAAGACGACGACAGCAGCGGCUACGACCUCGAAUGGACAGUCCCAGGCAUGGCCGUCUCCGCAGGCCGCCCCCGCACCACUCAAGAUUGUCUCUUCGGCGAAGAAGAAGCAGAAGAUUGUCGAGGAAGUCAUCAUGACGCUCGGAGCCAACUCGUCGCAGGAGCACCACGGCGUCGCAUGGACAAGGCCUCACCAGAAGGGCAGCCAAACCCUGACGCCCGCGCAGCAGUAUGCCGAAUUCCUGCGGAUUCAGCGCAACACGAGAAGCCUUGGCUCGGACGUCGAGAAGCGCUACGUGCCCACGGAGAUUAUCAGCAACCCGCCGCGGCCGGAGGAUAUUACGCUGGAGCUGCUGAUGGCGUCGCAGACGCACAUGGGGCACAACACGUCGCUAUGGAACCCGGCCAACUCGCGGUAUAUCUACGGUGUGAGGCAGGGGAUUCACAUCAUCUCGCUGGAGACGACGGCGGCGCAUCUGCGACGGGCGGCGAGGGUCGUCGAGGAGGUGGCGUAUCGGGGUGGCAUCAUUCUCUUUGUCGGCACCCGGAAGGGGCAGAUGGAGAUUGUCACCAAGGCAUCUGAGCUGGCGGGUGCGUACCACCUGUUUACCAAGUGGACCCCUGGCGCAAUCACAAAUCGAGAUGUCAUUCUGAGGAUGCAGGGCACGAGGGUGGUGGACCAUUUGGACAGGGAGCUUGACGGGUUCGACAUGUUCAAGGGGACGGCGAGGCCGCUGAUGCCUGACCUGGUGGUGUGCCUUAACCCGCUGGAGAACUACACGCUGCUGUAUGAGUGCGGGUUGAAGAACAUUCCUACGAUUGGAGUGAUUGAUACAAACGCCGAUCCAUCAUGGGUUACGUACACGAUUCCAGCAAACGACGACAGUCUUCGUUCAAUGGCUCUGGUUGCGGGAGUCCUUGGUCGAGCCGGAGAAGCUGGUCAGAAGCGACGGCUCCAAGAUGCCGCUAGAGGCGAAAUCUCAUGGGAGACCUCACCAGAGCUCAGCCGCCACAUGAGGAAGGAAGUCCAGGCCGCCGUCACCAAGCGAAAGGAGGUCAUGGGCCAGAUGCAGUCCAACAUCCAGGGCUUCACCGAUGAAGAGAUGAAGCUGCUGAGGUCUCAGUAUCUGGGGGAGCAGCAGCAGGAGGUUUCCGAAGACGACCUGGUCAACAUGUUGGGCCAGACAGUCGCGGCAGAGCCAGAGGCGUCGGCGGAGCAGGCGGCGUCGUCGGAGUGGACGAUGGGUGUGAUGCUGGGCAGCAUCGAGGCGCAGCUGAGGGGUGUGCAGGAGAGCGCUGCUGAGAUUGAGAAGGCCGUGAAGGGAAGUUCAUAGGAUACCUACACCUAUCUGGAGGCAUAUAAGUGCAACUAGGUAGUAUAAAGUACUAGAUGAUG